Arabidopsis thaliana (thale cress) is the source of this 839-nucleotide messenger RNA. Its product is annotated as auxin response factor, putative (DUF688). The transcript has a single exon. The coding region runs from base 81 to 608 and encodes 175 amino acids. The record is from RefSeq and is marked reviewed. Lineage: Eukaryota; Viridiplantae; Streptophyta; Magnoliopsida; Brassicales; Brassicaceae.
UCUUCAAUGACAAUUACAUAUAUUUAAUCCAUUGUCUUCUUCUUCAAACGAAUCAUAAUAAGCAGAAACAAGAAAGAGAUAUGGUUAAAACCCAAAAAAAGAACAAGAAAGAUACAAGUUUUGACGCAGACGAUAAUGAGACGAUGAUAAUCAUCACAUCGAAACUUCAACAUGUAUUAGCCGCGAAAUCGAGAAGGCUACAAUACUUAUCAUCACCGGUAACGACUAAAGACGUGUCAUUGUCACUCAUGUCGUCCCCUGAUGAUUCACUCUCUCGCGCUUCGAUUCCUUUCUCAUGGGAAGAAGAACCUGGCAAGCCUAAACACCAUGUUCGUCAUCCUUCUUACUCCAAGUGUCUUGAUUUGCCACCGAGGAUGCUCUUUCCUGACGAAUUUACCAAAAUGCCUCGGACAGCGAAUCAUGGUCGUUAUCUCGCCGGGUGGAAACGGUGGUUCCGGUGGAAGAAAGAGAGAGAUGGUGAUGCUUAUGUGGCCGGAAGUGGAAGUUAUAUUUAUCCAUCGGAAGAUGAAGAUGAUACCAAGACCACAAGAACAAAAGGUCUCCAUUGUUUCUCUUACGUCACUAGGUGUUACUUCUGGGUAAAUUAACCUUAAACUUCAUUCUAUUUCUUUAAAAAAAAAAUUCUCUUGUCUUGUCAGAAAGAACAUGUUUGUAUCUUCUUUUGUUUUGCACGAAGUUCCAUGGAAGAACAAGAAGCUGAAAAUGAAAGCUUCUGUGAGAGCUUUUUAAAAAAAUAAUACAAAACAAUACGCCGUCGUUUACUUGUAUGGACCAUACUUACUCAAUUAUGGGCUUUUCUUAGUCUAUAUACUGGCCCA